This is a messenger RNA of Silurus meridionalis, 1689 nucleotides long. RefSeq lists its product as uncharacterized. The coding region runs from base 279 to 1115 and encodes 278 amino acids. The transcript is spliced from 7 exons. Lineage: Eukaryota; Metazoa; Chordata; Actinopteri; Siluriformes; Siluridae. Gene Ontology annotation, biological process: response to bacterium. The record is from RefSeq and is a predicted model, not a curated record.
GUAUAAAACUCUACAUGACAGUCAUCAUUAUUAAAGCUAUAAAGUCUUUAAAUCUGCAUAAACAGGACAUCGUUGAGUCCUGAAUGAUCACGGUGAUGAAAUUGAUGUUAACUCAAUGUAUUGAACUGUUGAACAGAUCGUGCGUUUUUUUAUUUGUUUUAGCAUUACAUAGUGGUGUUUUCAUUUUUUUAUUUAUUUUUUGUGAAGACAGCAGGAUACUUAUGUCCUGACAAACUAUCAUUCCGGAACAAUGACCUGAGUUCUUCUGUAAAUCAGAAAUGUUCAGUGUGGAAUUGAAAAAUCAUAGCAGAAAAACAUCAUCAUUCAGCUCUCCAGAUGGCCAUUUCCUCUCUGAUUCUCACCCGAGCACCAGGCGUACUGCACGGUUCGAGAUCAUGCUGUUGUUUAUCUUUGUGACGGGUUUGCUCUCAGAGACUCUGUGCUCUUCAACUUUCGAAGCAGAACCUGGAGAUAGUGUCACGGUUUGGUGCCACCAUGAGCUGGAUCAUGCAGGAUACAUCUUCUGGUUCUACCAGAACCUCACUGCUUCUUCAUUAAGCGCCACUUCGGCACCACGUCUCAUCGGGUGCAAACAUUUUAAGACCUCGGGACCACCAAACAACUGUUACUUCAUUACUGAAAAUGAGCGCUUAAAGAUUUCUGUUGAUGGCAAGAACACGUCUCUGACCAUCGCUGCAGUGAACGAGUCUGAUACCGGACUGUAUUACUGCAGCUACAUGCAACUGAACCACAUUUCCUUCGGCCAUUCGAGUUACCUGAGGGUGAAAGAGGGAAAUGAAACGCUUCACAACGUCUCAGGAGACCAAGCGCAAGCUGUAGACAUUUUACCUUCUGCUGCCCGAGAUUCAGUUUCUUCUGCUGUGUUCUUCAUACUGAACGUGGUGUUCGGUGCAGUGGUUGUGAUUCUUCUCAUUGUCCUGAUCAUCAUCGCAGUGAAGCAUAAAAACACAGUUGAUAAUGCUGACACAGAUCAGGACCAUGACUCUGUGAAUUACGGACCUGUAAAGCAGCUCUCUAGAAAAACCAAGGGACGUGGACAAAUUAAGGAUCUUCAAUAUGUUUAUACGCAUGUUGUAUAUCAGAAAUUAGCUUAGCAAUGUGGUGGUAGCAUCUGCGGCUCAUAUGUCUGUCAGACUCACAUAAACUCCUUUUCUGAUACUGUAUCUGGCACCAGUACGAAGCUGUUGAUGUCCAAAAGCUACUGACGUGCAAAUUUUAUAUAAUAACAUGCUUGUGUAAAUCUAGAAUUUUUCUCGGUUGUGAUUAGUAGUAGGGGGCUUCACUGUGAUGCAAAAAUAGCGCAAGUCCCGCCCUCCCGCAGAUUAUUAAUUGUUACAAUUUAGGCUAAUAAAAAAAAAUCAUAAAAACCCGAAGGUGUUUGUCAUGUGUGGUGCUUUAAUUAAAAAUAUUUUUCAAUUUUUUAUUUUAUGUUCGAGAUUAAACAUGCAUUGCAUUGAAACUUUUAAACUCGUCUCUUUUAUGUUUAUUUAUUUAUAUCUCGAAGAAAAAUGGUCAUACACACAAAUAUAUGGAUAUGUGUGUGUCUCUAAAUAUCCUUUAUAUCCUACUGUUUCUCAUUGCAGGUGAUGAGGUUAUUAUAUCCAAUUUUACAAUAAUUGUACAAUAAUUCUGCUGAAAAAAAGGAAAAUAAAAGCUAAAACUGAUAUA